UAUUUAUAUUUUUUCUUUCCUUUCUUUUCAGAGGAACGUUAAAUGGUCCGCAGCGAUGUCCAUCAUCUGCCAAACCUUCGUCCAAAACGCCUGGCGGAGUGACCUCUGCUCAAACUGCUUCAAAUCUUUUGCCGAUCACUCCGAAUCAGGAGGCAGGAAUGUGUGCGAAAGGUUGUCCACUCCCAGAUACGUACCUCAGGCUGCUACGCUCUAUCAGAGCCGGGGAAUCUCUUCGAGCUUGAAGUGGAGACUCAGCGACUCUUUGUACGGCGUGUCCUGUCGAGACUUUGGCUCUCAGACCACGACAAAGAUGAGCCAGCAAGCCAACGAACAGCAAAAUCGAGGAAUUCUCAUCAAGCAAAACUCCAGCGAGAAGAAAGCUCGAAGUCGUCCAAACGUCGAUUUCGCACCUGAAGAAGCGCUUGUUAUCGGUUACGGGGGGAAUGACUAUGACUCUGACCAGUCCUCCUGGGAGAUGGCUUCGGAUGACGGUUCCAUUGAUUUGGAUUUGUUGGAUGACACAGACGAAGACAGGAAGAUAACCAAACUUACAAAAAACAACACGGAAUUCAACUCAUCCAACAAGAAUCUUUUAUCCGUCGACGAUUCAGCGCAGCGGGUGAAAAGGGAAGAAGAGAAACUGAAUAGCAUCAACAACAGUCACAGCACACCGGCCAAGAUCACAGACAAGGCACUGAACAUAUUGUCUUGCGUUACUUACAAUGAUAUACAGUCCCAAAAGACAAAUAAGACACUGAAUCAGUUCUAUUUUUCAUCCACCACGGAGUGCAUUAAUUCCUACCUACAUGGCAGUAAUGUAAAUAAAUGUAUCAAUGAAAAUUCCUUACUCAAUAACAAGAAUCGGUCUCAAUCAUCGGACAACAUAAAAAUGGAGAAUUGUAAGAGAGAUGUAGCUAAAAGUGGACGAGAUAAUUGUAAGAAUUUACUUAUAAACGAUGAAUUCAGCCCGCUGAAUACAAGAACGUAUUCCUUUAUUUCCGAACUCAGCAAAAACAACAAUAACAUGAGCUUCGAACAGAGUUCCGAUUCUGAUUACUCCACUUACCGACACACUGCUGGGGAUUCGACGGAUUCUGAAUCCUUCCACGACACAGAAGAAUCCAGGAUUCUUCCUUGCCACUCUUUCCUGCACGAAGCGUUUCCAAGGAGUAUGUCCCAACCUCAGAUAUCUUGCCUGGAUAACGACAAAAAGUACGACGCCGGUUCUUCAACUUCUGGAGAUGUCUCCAACCUAUCUGAUGAUUCGGACACACAUGAGUGCAAAGACAGAGUAUAUAAAUCUCGAGGUGGUAGAACUUCAAAAAUCUCCCCAACAACUGAAAACAAACGCGUUGCCAAAGAAAGUUCUAGAAGUAGUUUGUAUCCAAGACGGGAUAGCGAAUCUCCAUCCACGGACAAUAAGAAAGAGACAAAACUACAGCCUUCUUCUAGACUUGAUGAUACUUCUUCUCAGGUAUCUAUGGGAACCAAUUCGGCAGUUAUUAAAAUAAAAGAAGCUCAUAAAAUUGAAGUUACCUCUUCUCCACCAGAUAUCAUCAAACAAACAUGUAAAAAGGGAGAAGCGUUAAGUAUCAAAGUUGACGCUCAGUCUAAUUAUAGAACCGAAAACUGUGAAAACUCUCCACCAUUUAAGAAGUUAGAUAUUCUUUCUCAUGAAAAUAACCACAGUGAGAUUGCUGUACCUAACGUAACCUCAUGCGAAGGCAGUAUCCAAUCAGAUAGUACAACUGCUAGUUCUGUAAACGCAUCUUCACCUUCCCUAAGCACAGUAAAAGUGGAUUUCAAUAAAGGUAGUUUGGAAGAUGUUACUAAUGCAAUUCUCACCAGCGAAGCGCAGAAUAAUGCUCCUGAAAGUUCUACAGAUCAUCCAGACACUAGUAAAAUGAACUGCAUAAAGGCUCACAAUCUUCAGUCUUUGGCAGGUAGUCAGAAAACCGAACCCUGUGACAAACCACAGGAAUUUUUCGACGAAAGUUCCGAUACAGAUAGAUCCCCCGAUGCCAUUAUCGAUCGUCAGUCCAAACUCGCGGCAUUAGCUCUUGAAUUAGAAAUGGCCCGAAGAGAUUCUGCAAAAAAUGCUGACUCAAAAAAUAAUAUAGCGUCUCCCUCAGCGCCUGAAAUUAAAACAAAAUGUAGCCAAUAUAGCCCCACAAUAGUUACUUCAAACAUCGAUGAAACUUUUUCCACGAUUAAGAAACCCAGUGCCAUAUCUUGUGCCUCCAGGCUCUCCAGUCUUCCAGAUGUUCUUCAAGAAACGCCUGCCAAACAUAAGAAGAGCAAAUUCUCCCUAAAAAAGCUCUUGAAGAGGAACAAAGAAAGUGGUACCUUUACGCCAGCUAACAAAGAAACUAAUCCAAAAGCUUGGAAGAAGCAAACCUUCGACCGGUCCAGACUUAGUUUGGAAAUAGUACAUCCAAUGGAUCUGCCGUGCGAUUCUCCUAACAGCACGGAUAGCACACCGACCGAAGAGCAUAGGCAACUUGUGUCCACCAACCCUGGUCGAGUUCUUUUCAGGGGUGUGUCUAAUCGCGCUCGCAGUCUCUCUGCAUUGCCACAACUUUCGAGUGAGUACCAGGACCAGGCUGCCUGCGCGUUAUUGGAAUGUCGAAAGAUGGACACUGUCCCCGUGAGGAAGGCCGGUACGGUUGUGGAAAGGAAAAAGAACAGACCAGCCCUAGUGAGGACACCUUCUUGUUCGGCACUGCCCAACCGACCGACGGUGUCCAAUGCAGCUCAAAGUCAAGAUCGUGUCCCCCCUCCCAAGCCACCACCUCCGCCCAAAUGCAAGACCAUGCAACCUCCACCGCCACCACCUCCUCAUCAACCGAGGUACACGAAGCCGCCACCGCAAUGUUCGCCUGCGAGACCACCACCACCUAAGAUUCCUGAUAUGAAGUUUAGUGGUCAAACCAGUGGUUAUUCGAAAGAAGAACAUCAGACGAAACUGGACAAAGACUACGCAAAUCUGGGCGAUAUUCGUUCGCUGCUAACCCCCAAAAAGCCCCAACGUCCAUCAGCCUUCUCUGUGAAUAGAGACAGCGAGAUGGAACAGAAGACUGAAGAAAUUUACGAAACCUUGCAAGUGGCGGAGGAAGAAGAUCACUACACAUACCUAGACGAAUCGGAGAUCAAGGCAAUCAAAAACGCCGAAGGAGUGGCGAGCAGACCAGAACCGAAGGCCAAGACAGGUAUUGUGGAUCUACAAAUCACCGACAGGCCUUGGCUUGACUUACAGACCAGCUACGCAGCCAUUGCAGCUAAUUACGAAUCUCUGGCUGAACUCAUAACCGCGUCAUUGAACGAGAGUGUUGAAUAUUUCCAAAAAGACGGAAAGUCUCUGAAGUGGAAAGACUUCAGCUUAGAGAGCGAGAAAUGUGUUCAGAUCACGCAAGACCGGUCGGUAUACAACGCAGUGUACAAGAACCAUGGCCCAGACAAAGUAACACUGAUGGUUGCUUCCAGAAAGCAGAUUUCUCCCCAGAAUUCACGGAACCAAACCCGUUAUCCAGUUUUUGCCAGUUUUUACGAUUAUGUGCCUAAAAACCGGAAUGCUGUGGACAGUUCAUCGCCUCACGAAUCGGAAAUGACGUCGAUUUACGUUCUGCACAGAUCUCGCAUCACGACCGUCAACCACUUCGUCGAAAGAACCUCACUUGACAAAGGAAACCAACACAUCCACCUGAGGAACUACUGCUUCGUGCUUCUGCAGCUCAUUCACACUCUGAAAAGUCUGCAAGCAGAAGGCAUCGAAGACAUCGAUCUUGACCUCAGUCGAUUAAUCCUGGUCGUGACCGAUGAGGAUAAGCCUCCCAUGCUGGUGCUCUUCCCGGAAGACAAAGUCUACCUCACCUCAUGCGAUUCCUUCCACAGUCGGAAAACUUUAUGCCAGGCCACCUUACACACAAUGCUCCAUUUUCUGCAUAUUCGCGACACAAAUGAUCUCGGUUUGUGUAAAGUAAAUGGCGAACAUUUAACUGAACCCGUGGCUCACACUUUUCGGGAAAUAGCUAAAGUUCUGAGCGAGGAAAAAGCUUCGUCACUCUCUCAAGCAAAAGGAUUCCUAGAGUACAUGCUUUGGGGUCCUGUAGAUGUUAAGACAUCGGACAGCACGACCGAAGAGGCCGUGGACUGUGUUCUACAGAGAUGGCUGGACUUGCAGAGGGCACAGAUGGUGAAAUCCACUAUUCAGUACUUACAACUUAAGAAAGACUGCAGAGCGGCACUUCAUGUUUACGAGGAAUACCAACUGGUUUUCCUUCUGCAAGCUUCGGUGAAAAGUCUCAAGAAUGUAAUAUCAAAAUUAUAAACAGGCUAUGGGGAGUUUCAACAUUUGCGAUAUUGUACAGUCAGAUGUAUUUUUUUCACCCAUAAUUAAAAUUUACUUAUUUUUACAA
Stegodyphus dumicola is the source of this 4415-nucleotide messenger RNA. RefSeq lists its product as uncharacterized. Lineage: Eukaryota; Metazoa; Arthropoda; Arachnida; Araneae; Eresidae. The record is from RefSeq and is a predicted model, not a curated record.